AUGGCUUCAAAGCAGAUAAAUCCCAUCCAACUUCUAAUGAUUCUGAUCCUCACCGCCCUGCAUCCAUCUGACUCAAACAGCUGCGGCAGACGCCCGCUCAUGUCAGAAUAUGGCAGCUCGCGGAUUGUUGGAGGAGUUGAUGCGCAGCCUGGUGCUUGGCCAUGGCUGGUCAGCAUCCAAGUGCCUUCCGGAGGCGGACAUCGCCACUCCUGCGGAGGCACUUUAAUCGAUGAGCAGUGGGUCCUAACAGCGGCUCACUGCUUCAAGACCAUGAAGAGGCUCGUUUCCAAAUGGCAAAUCAUACUUGGAGGAUUCCAACUGUCGGAUCCAUCGCGAAGUGACGUCCAGAUCAGAUCUAUUGACUCGUACGUUCAGCACGAGCAUUACAAUCCUCGGACUGAGCGGAACGACGUGGCGCUGAUCAAACUGAACCAGACCGUGAGAUUCACCGACUUCGUGCAGCCGGCCUGCCUGCCGAGCGCCACCAAGGACAUUCACGCCAUGGAUCAUUGCUACAUCAGCGGCUGGGGCGUCACCAAAGAUAAAACCAUCCAAACGGCAGAUAUCCUCCAAGAGGCCAAAGUCAACCAGAUUCCUCUGGAGAGGUGCAACGGCUCCGCGUGGUAUAACGGAGAAGUCCACGACUACAAUCUCUGUGCCGGCUACGAGGAGGGUGGUAUCGAUAGCUGCCAGGGAGACAGCGGAGGACCAUUUAUGUGCAUGGACCCGGACAGCUCCACGUAUAACGUCAUCGGAGUGACAAGCUGGGGUGAGGGCUGCGGAAAAUCCAAAAAGCCAGGAGUGUAUUCCAACACUCAAUACUACCGCGAGUGGAUCCUGAAGACAAUGGGAACCCCAUCUCCUGCGCUGAACGAAGCCACUGGGACCCCAAGCUUGAGUGGAAGCAAAGCUCCACUGCGGCCAAAACCAACACGGCCAGCAAGAACCAUGCGACCUGCACCUCAGAUACCAACCGUGGGACCCACACGCCGGACAGCAACCGUGCGACCCACACGCUGGAGACCAACUGUGCGACCCACACGCCGGAGACCAACUGUGCGACCCACACGCUGGAGAGCAACUGUGCGACCCACACGCCGGAGACCAACUGUGCGACCCGCACAGCAGACACAGCCUGCGCAACAGGCGGCAUGGACAAUGCCCGGGAAGCGUAAGCCGCGGACGCGGCCUGCGCAACAGGCGGCAUGGACAAUGCCCGGGAAGCGUAAGCCGCGGACGCGGCCUGCGCAACGGGCGACAUGGGCAAUGCCCGGGAAGCGUAAGCCGCGGACGCGGCCUGCGCAACGGGCGACAUGGACAAUGCCUGCGCAGAGAACACCUGGCACGCAGAAUGCGCAACGGAAACCGCGGACGCGGCCGGCGCAGCGUGCGAUUCCAAUGCAUCGUGAGAACCGUGCGCCUGAGACAGAGCCCGCACGUCCUGCAAAGACGGCCGCGCCACCAAACACCAUUGAAAAACUGAAACAGAUGUACACAACCAUGACAUCUAACGGGCGGCGGACCAAAAAAGCUUUGCAGAAGAUUCUCAUGGCUGCUACAGAACAAUCAGCUCGAUAA
Messenger RNA from Spea bombifrons (plains spadefoot toad), 1578 nucleotides. Its product is annotated as acrosin-like. Lineage: Eukaryota; Metazoa; Chordata; Amphibia; Anura; Pelobatidae. Gene Ontology annotation, biological process: proteolysis; acrosome reaction. The record is from RefSeq and is a predicted model, not a curated record. The transcript is spliced from 5 exons. Bases 1 to 1578 code for a protein of 525 amino acids. Gene Ontology annotation, molecular function: serine-type endopeptidase activity.